This is a messenger RNA of Limulus polyphemus (Atlantic horseshoe crab), 1260 nucleotides long. RefSeq names its product alpha-(1,3)-fucosyltransferase 9-like. Gene Ontology annotation, cellular component: membrane. The transcript has a single exon. The coding region runs from base 1 to 1260 and encodes 419 amino acids. Gene Ontology annotation, molecular function: alpha-(1->3)-fucosyltransferase activity. NCBI's taxonomy places the organism in Eukaryota, Metazoa, Arthropoda, Merostomata, Xiphosura, Limulidae. The record is from RefSeq and is a predicted model, not a curated record.
AUGCGGCUAUUUUUUGUCAUAUGUGGAAUUAGCAGUUUUGUGUUUCUGUGGAUAUUUCACUUCUUCAAAUUUUCGUCUAGUUUUGUGGAACUGAAAUUCAAUCGAGUUUUUGAAGACUCGAAUUUUGUUCAUGCUGUUCAGCUUGAAGCUAGACAGUUUUUCUCCAAAAACGUUCAACAUCAUGACGCGGAAAAGUACGCUGUUUGUCCAACUGUUUCGACUGAAAUUGAAGUUGUGAUGCAAUCCCUUAGAGUUAUAAUUCCUGAAGUAAACUUGAAAAAGGGAAAUGAUUAUAAAACUAUAUUUCUCUGGACAAAAUAUUUCAAUUCCAAUUACAGUGAAGACUUCUACUUUUUUCAUCCUGGUAACGAAACAUUCGUUCGCUAUGGCUGUAAUAACUUGUGUGAAGUGACUCGGGAUCAAAGGCUGAUUUCAUCUGUUGAUGCUGUAUUGUUUCAUGCUCGGGAUUUGAACGUGAGAGUACUACCUAAAAUUAGAAAACCACAUCAAAGAUGGAUUUUGUAUGGACUAGAAUCGCCCAGCUUUACCAAUCUUCCAUGGAAGAGUAUUAAUGGGUUAUUUAACUGGACAAUGACGUAUAGAGAAGACUCGGAUAUUCAAGCGAAGUAUGGUUAUACAUGCAAAAAAUCACACUUGGAAAAAAAUGAAAUUCGAGAUUAUUUGAAAGUAAAAUCUAGAGAAGUUGUUUGGUUUGUUAGUAACUGUCACACGCCAAGCAAAAGAGAAAAAUAUGUUCGUGAAUUAGCAAAAUUUAUUUCGGUGGACAUUUAUGGAAAAUGUGGACAAAAAAAAUGUGUACCAGCUCAGUCAUCUAACUGCUACAAAAACACCUUAAAUAAAUAUAAGUUUUAUUUGUCGUUUGAGAAUUCCAUGUGUAAAGAUUACGUAACCGAAAAAUUCUUCAAUAUUUUGAAUUACGAUAUAAUUCCGAUAACAUUCGGUGGAGCAAAGUACGAAAAUAUCAUUCCUGCUAAUUCAUUCAUCAAUGCGUUAAAUUUUCCAGACCCCAGAGAUCUCGCGAAGUUAUUGAAGGAGACUGGUUCUAAUGGAACUCUGUAUAACGAAUUCUUUCGGUGGAAAACGAAUUAUAAAGUGUAUUUACACCGUUGGAUGUGUGAACUGUGUGAUAAACUUCACGAAGAUACGAUGCCUACUGUCCGAUAUAACCUCGAAGAAUGGUUUGUGAAAGAAGCUAAAUGUUUAAUAUGGAAUUCCACGAUAAAGAAGUUUUUGCCUUAA